Messenger RNA from Penicillium longicatenatum, 771 nucleotides. Its product is annotated as 60S ribosomal protein eL21. Bases 48 to 530 code for a protein of 160 amino acids. Lineage: Eukaryota; Fungi; Ascomycota; Eurotiomycetes; Eurotiales; Aspergillaceae. Gene Ontology annotation, cellular component: cytosolic large ribosomal subunit; ribosome. Gene Ontology annotation, molecular function: structural constituent of ribosome. The transcript is spliced from 4 exons. Gene Ontology annotation, biological process: translation. The record is from RefSeq and is a predicted model, not a curated record.
GCUGUCGCCAAUUCUCACCACCAAAACCAAACACCAACACCGUCGCCAUGCCUCACUCGUACGGUCUGCGUGCCGGCACCCGGUAUGCCUUCAGCCGCUCCUUCAAGGAGCACGGUAUGAUCCGUCUGUCUACCUACAUGAAGACCUACCGUGUUGGCGAUAUUGUCGACAUCAAGGUUAACGGUGCCGUUCAGAAGGGUAUGCCCCACAAGGUUUACCACGGUAAGACCGGUGUCGUCUACAACGUCACCAAGUCCUCGGUCGGUGUCCUCCUCUACAAGCGCGUCGACAACCGCUACCUCGAGAAGCGCAUCAGCGUCCGUAUUGAGCACGUCCAGCACUCCCGCUCCCGUGAGGAGUUCAUCAACCGUGUCAAGGAGAACGCCCUCAAGAAGCGUGAGGCCAAGGAGAAGGGCAUCCACGUCCACCUGAAGCGCCAGGCCGUUGGUCCCCGUGAGGGCCACCUGGUCUCCCAGGCCGGUAACGCCCCCGAGACCGUUGUCCCCAUCGCCUACGACACCCACAUUUAAGGGACUCGCAUGGAAAAUGGGUCUUUGGGUUCGGUGCGCGUGGUUAUUCGGUGUUAUUUGAGAACUGGGUUUACGUCGCUUUUUCACGCCGAAGUGGCUGGAACUGGACUUGGGCUGCAUGAGACGACGCGUGAAGGGUCUCAUGCCCUGGCACAUCUCAGGCCUGUGCAUAGAUUCCCCUGAAUGAAACAAAAAUCAAAAAUUUCCGAGUUCAUCUGAAUCUUACGAUUUAUGAAAUUUU